AUGUGCGACAUGUUACCGAUGCUGGAAGUAAAUUCUCUGUUCCCGUUCAACCCCAGUUUGAACGAUGAAAUCCAGCGGCUAUUCGACAUCACCCUCAACAUGAGGCCUCUACCAACUGUUGACGAGGUAAUGGAAGAUUUUCGGCACAAUGGUCGUGACUUCGAAUAUUGUCCAGAUGUGGAUGCAGACGUGUCAAAACAGAGUGCGUCACGGCGAAAGAAAAAUAAAAAACCCUUGCCAACAGAGUGCGUUUUCUGCAGAAACAACGGGGAAGAGGAAACGUACUAUCGGCAGCACUUGCUGAAAGACGUCGAUGGACGCGUUGAAUGUCCUGUUCUCAGGGCUUAUACGUGCCCGAUCUGUGGCGCAACUGGUGAUGAGGCACACACGGUUAAAUAUUGUCCAAGCGGUCCGUAUAAUCCCAAUCCCAUUAGCACAGCAAAUGCCUUUAAGCUCGCGAGGAACUCCACGGGCAAAAUAGCAAGGAGAAGUAAGAAGCAAGCAACGUUUUGAGCAUAUCAACAUCAACUGCUGACACGUCCCCAUCCAAGUACCGAAUUAGACAAUUUAGUUUC
Molecule: messenger RNA, 575 nt
Organism: Atta colombica
Lineage: Eukaryota; Metazoa; Arthropoda; Insecta; Hymenoptera; Formicidae
Gene: nanos
Product: protein nanos
Exons: 4
Coding region: 1-513 (170 amino acids)
Biological process (GO): negative regulation of translation; oogenesis
Cellular component (GO): perinuclear region of cytoplasm
Molecular function (GO): zinc ion binding; mRNA binding
Source: RefSeq, a predicted model, not a curated record